Molecule: messenger RNA, 1131 nt
Organism: Castor canadensis (American beaver)
Lineage: Eukaryota; Metazoa; Chordata; Mammalia; Rodentia; Castoridae
Gene: Tm6sf2
Product: transmembrane 6 superfamily member 2
Biological process (GO): lipid homeostasis; regulation of lipid metabolic process
Cellular component (GO): endoplasmic reticulum-Golgi intermediate compartment membrane; endoplasmic reticulum membrane
Source: RefSeq, a predicted model, not a curated record
AUGGACAUCCCGCCGCUGGCCGGCAAGGUCGCGGCGCUGUCGCUCGGCGCCCUCCCCGUGUCCUACGCGCUCAACCGCGUCUCGGCGCUGUCGCACCCCCUGUGGGUGGCGCUGAUGAGUGCCUUGAUCCUGGGUCUGCUCUUCACGGCCUUCUACAACUUGGGCCGCGUGGACACCGCCUAUGACCCGCUCUAUGCUGUCUUCGCGGUCUUCGCCUUCACCUCGGUGGUGGACCUGAUGAUCGCGCUGCAGGAGGAUGGCUACGUGGAGGGCUUCAUGGAGUUCUAUACCAAGGAGGGCGAGCCGUACCUGCGUACAGCCCACGGCAUCCUCAUCUGCUACUGGGACGGCACUGUCCACUACCUCCUCUACCUGGCCAUGGCCGGCGCCAUCCGCACAAGAAAGAGGUACCGGAACCUGGGACUCUACUGGCUGGGGUCGUUCGCCAUGAGUGUCCUGGUGUUCCUCCCAGGAAAUAUUCUUGGAAAAUAUAGCUCAGAGAUCAGGCCCGCCUUCUUCCUGGCCAUCCCCUACCUGCUGGUCCCAAGCUGGGCCGGCAUGAGAAUUUUCAACCAGCCCCGGGAGCAAACCCGCUUCAUGCCCAACAUGGUACAGGAGCAGCAAGGGAAGAGCCUUCUGCGGCGUCCUGCUGACCUGGCCCUGGUCAUAUACCUCAUCCUUGCUGCGUUUUUCACUCUCUUCCGGGGCCUGGUGGUGCUCGACUGCCCCACGGAUGCUUGCUUUGUCUACAUCUACCAGUUUGAGCCAUACCUGCGGGACCCUGUGGCCUAUCCAAAGGUUCAGAUGCUGCUGUACUUGUUCUACGUGCUGCCCUUCUUCUGCCUGGCCGCCUACGCCCUCACCGUCCCUGGGUGCUCCUGGCUGCCCGACUGGGCCUUGGUGUUCGCAGGAGCCAUCGGCCAGGCGCAGUUUUCCCACGCGGGGGCAUCCAUGCACCCACGCACGCCCUUCACCUACCGCGUGCCCGAGGACGCCUGGGCCUGCUUCCUCCUGAGCAACGCGCUCUUCGCGCUGGGCCCGCACCUGCUGGCCUUCCGCUGCCUGCGGAGCCCGGCCUUCUUCCAGCGCCCGCCGCCCCCCGCGCCCCCGGCCCCCAAGAAGCAGCAGUGA